Molecule: messenger RNA, 2567 nt
Organism: Pantherophis guttatus
Lineage: Eukaryota; Metazoa; Chordata; Lepidosauria; Squamata; Colubridae
Gene: ALDH8A1
Product: aldehyde dehydrogenase 8 family member A1
Biological process (GO): retinoic acid metabolic process
Molecular function (GO): retinal dehydrogenase (NAD+) activity
Source: RefSeq, a predicted model, not a curated record
UAAUGAAUUAAAUUGAUUUAUUAUAAUUAAAUUCAUGGUAUUGUUAUAUAUAUAUUUCUUAUCUUAGAUAGAAAACUUUAGAUCAGCUUUGGGGAAGAGCAUAUGGCAAGACAUGAGUGCAAGCAGGUGUAGCACAUUGAAUGCUACUAUACCCUGCACAGAGAAUUUCAGUUACUGAUUAGUUUGAAAAUGCAAGUUGGUAAUACUAUGGCCUUGCUUAAAAUGAAAGACAUUGUGACAAUUCUGCAGAACUCUGCAGAAGUAACAGCUCAAUAGUGCUGCCUAGUGGCUGUAAUUCUGAAUGUUAAAUUGGAAAGUAAGCAAGUAAAAAAUACCAAACAAGAUAACAAAAAUGCCCCUUGAAGGGAUGAUGAAAACACAUACAAAUACAUGUAUCUAUAUGUGUCUGUAUAUCAAUUGGUAUGUCUUACCCUUCUAAUUCAAAUACAUUUGGCAUAACUUGAACAGAACUGUUCAGUUUCUAUCUUUAACUGUCAUAUGUCUAGAUCAGUGAAGGCGAACCUAUGAUGUAUGUCAAAGGUGACACAUCAACACAUUUUGGCUGACACACCAGUGUUAAUCAACACCCAACAACGAUUCUUGAAAGCAUACCCCGCUCUCAGUUUUGGAAGUUGUGGAGGCCACAUGGAAUGGGAUGUCUCUCAUGGGCUCUUGAACCUCUGGAAGUUAUGUGAGAGGGUUGUGCUCUUGCAUGGCCUUUGAGUCUCCAAAAAUCAUGUGAGAACAGGGCAUGCUUUCGUGUCAUUUUUGGAGGCUUCUGAGGCAUUCUCCACCCCAUCAUGGAAGAGCAUUCUCCAAAGCAGCUUCAAGAAUAAAGGCCUUAUGUGACCUGGAGCAACCUCAGGUGGAAGCUGCUGUCAAAGCGGCCCAAAAUGCUUUCCCAGGAUGGUCUGCCAAAAAUCCACAGGAAAGGUCAAAAAUAAUGAGUAAGUUAGCAGACCUUAUGGAAGAAGAUCUGGAGUCAUUUGCGCAAGCAGAAUCAAAAGAUCAAGGAAAAACCAUUUCUUUUGCCAGAACAGUGGACAUACCCCGAGCAGUAUACAAUUUUCGCUUUUUUUCAUCAUCUAUCCUUCAUAACACAACAGAAUGUACACAGAUGGAUCACAUGGGCUGUAUGCACUAUACUGAAAGGUCACCAGUGGGAAUUGCUGGAUUAAUUAGUCCUUGGAAUUUGCCACUUUACUUACUGACCUGGAAAAUUGCCCCUGCUGUCAUGUGUGGAAAUACUGUAAUUGCCAAACCCAGUGAAAUGACAUCUGUCACAGCCUGGAUGAUGUGCAAACUUCUGAAUCAAGCAGGUUUUCCUCCGGGUGUGAUAAAUGUCGUAUUCGGAAGUGGGCCCAAGGCUGGAGAUGCUCUUGUUUCCCAUCCGGCGGUAUCUCUGAUUUCCUUCACUGGGAGCACACUCACCGGCCAGCAAAUCAUCCAAAGGUCUGCUUUGUACUGUAAGAAGCUUUCCUUGGAGCUAGGAGGCAAAAACCCAGCUAUCAUUUUUGAGGAUGCCAACUUGGAUCAAUGUAUUCCUGCCACUGUAAAAUCCAGUUUUGCUAACCAGGGUGAGAUAUGCUUAUGUACCAGCAGAAUCUUUGUUCAGAAGAGCAUUUCUAAAGAAUUCUUGAAAAGGUUUGUGGAAGCUGUUAGAAAAUGGAAAGUUGGAAAUCCUUCAGAUCCCACAAGUGAUAUGGGAGCAUUAAUAAGUAAAGAUCAUUUAGCAAAGGUGAAGAAAUAUAUCCAGCAGGCUCGGGCAGAAGGGGCCAAGAUCCUUUGUGGAGAGGGAAUAGAUUCAUUGAAUCUUCCUCCAAGAAACCAAAAAGGCUAUUUCUUGCCUCCCACAGUUAUCACAGAAAUCGAUGACGAUUCUUGCUGCAUUCAGGAUGAGAUCUUUGGUCCUGUAACUUGUGUAAUGGUAUUUGACACAGAAGAGGAAGUGAUUAGGAGAGCCAAUGGAGUCAAAUAUGGCCUGGCAGCCACAGUUUGGUCAAACAAUGUGGGCCGGAUUCAUCGUGUUGCUAAAAGACUCCAGUCUGGUUUGGUGUGGACCAAUUGUUGGCUGAUCAGAGAUCUGAAUUUGCCCUUUGGGGGAAUGAAAGCCUCUGGGAUAGGUAGAGAGGGAGCUAAGGAUUCGUAUGAAUUUUUCACUGAGGUGAAAACAGUUACCAUAAAAUAUACUGAUGUGAACUGAUAGGAAGUUAUUUGUGCCAUAAGUCUGUGUGUGUUGCUUUGUCUCUCUUGAUAUAUUGAAAAAACGAUGGUCAUGGUUUAUACUUGUAUGUCUGCUAAGUGUACUGGAGAAAGGGGCUUAUAAGGGGAAAAUAAUUAUAUGAGACUUUACAGCUGGAAAAUAUAUGGUGGAGUCUGUCAUUAGCUUUGUUUUAACUUCAAAAGAACUGAUGAGUUUUAUCUGGCUUAGCGUGCUGUUUCCACAACAACCAACUAGAUGUGAUGGGAACUCAAGCAAGACAUCCCCCUUCUCACUUGUAUUCUUCAAUAACUGCUUUGGGAACCAUGCUGUCUUUGAAAAUAAAACUAAAAUAUGAUGCCAUAAA